UGCUUCACCAAUAAUAAAGACACAUUCUUCUCAUAUCCUUAUCUUCUUCUUUUUUCUUAUCUUUUUGUCCUUUCAUACAAAGAAUAACAAUUAAGGGGUCGUUUGAUUGGAAACAAGUUAUCCCAGUAUAAGUCUCCAGAGGUUAGCUAUCUUGGGAUAACUUAUCCCACCAUGUAUAUGAGAUAACUUAUGUCAUUACUAUGAUAUAAAUGGUGGGAUAAGUUAUCCCAAAUCUGACAGCCAAACAAGAUAAAAAAAAAUUCUUCUAUUCCAUCACUGUUAUUUUUAAUCCCUCACACCAAACGAGCCCUAGGAGUAUAGUUUUAAGACACACCCCAUAUAAGAUCUUACUAGCAAAUUUAUGUUACAUUACCCCUAUAAACACAUAUCCAUAUGGACAACCAACAACAACACCAAAACAUCAUGAGAACAAAUCAAGAAAGUGAUCAUCAUCAUCAUCAAAGUUGUUCAUCUAACUCAUCAUCUCCUUCACAUGAAUUCUCAUUCACAAUCUCAUUUCAACAAACAAAUCAAACCCCACCUCCUCCUCCUUCUUCUUCUUCUUCUUCAACUACUACAACUUCAUCAUCAUCAUUUGCUAUAGAUCUAUCUCCUGCUGAUGAUAUCUUCUUCCAUGGACACUUACUUCCUCUUCACCUUCUUUCUCAUUUCCCUAUAUCCUCCCCUAGAUCUUCCACUAACUCCCUUGAUGGCUUCACACUUCCCAAGAAAAAUCAUGACUUUUUUCAUCAACAACAUAAUAAAGUAUUAGAUGAUGAUGAUGAUACCUCUUGUUGUGAUGCUAAGGCAAAAUCAAAGUCUUUUUCACUAUUUGGGAUACCAAAAUGGAGAGUACUUAAAGAUCAAAACAAAGAAAGAUCAUCAAAGCAAUAUAGCAAGAAGAUGAGUCAAGUUGUUAAGAGGUAUAUAAAAAUGGUAAGGCCAUUUUUGUCAUUUAGAAAUAAAAAGAUUAAUAUGCAAUUUCAUUCUUUUUCUGGGAAUUUAUUAAAACAAAAUAAUAAUAAUAAUAAUAAUAAUAAUAAUAAUAAUAAUAAAUGGGAAUAUUCAUCAGCACCAGCUUCAAUAAGAACAUCACCUACAAAUAGUGGUUUACUUGUAGCAAAACCAACAGGAGGAGAUUAUAGUAAUUUUACUAAUUCUUCAAGUGAUAGCACUAUGGAAGAAUUGCAAUCUGCUAUACAAGCUGCAAUUGCUCAUUGUAAAAAAUCUAUUUCAAUGGAAGAUUAAAUCAAAUGAGUACUACUUGAUUUUAUUUCGUGUAACAGAUUUUAACAUGUGAUAGCAGGUUAGUUGUUAUCAUUUACGUACCAAGUAAUAUGUAUGUAAUUAGGAAAUUUGCUUGUAAUUACUUGAAUGGUCUGAUCGUAUAAAUAUUUUUUACAUCGUCGAUGGAUAUGUGUAAGUAUUUUUGCAAUAUGAGAUUUGAUAUAUGGAUGAUGCAUGUUGAGUUAUUGCUA
Molecule: messenger RNA, 1478 nt
Organism: Solanum pennellii
Lineage: Eukaryota; Viridiplantae; Streptophyta; Magnoliopsida; Solanales; Solanaceae
Product: BRI1 kinase inhibitor 1
Exons: 1
Coding region: 394-1248 (284 amino acids)
Cellular component (GO): plasma membrane
Molecular function (GO): kinase inhibitor activity
Source: RefSeq, a predicted model, not a curated record